Messenger RNA from Zingiber officinale, 576 nucleotides. Its product is annotated as cytochrome c1-like. Lineage: Eukaryota; Viridiplantae; Streptophyta; Magnoliopsida; Zingiberales; Zingiberaceae. The transcript has 3 exons. Bases 1 to 576 code for a protein of 191 amino acids. The record is from RefSeq and is a predicted model, not a curated record.
AUGCUGGUGAUGGCAGGAGAGGAGGUAGCGGUAGCGAAGAAGAGAAUAGAGGGACGGAGGCAGAAGCAGGGAUCGAAGGAUGGAGCUAGAUGGGCGUCGUCGAAGCGGCGCCAUGAAGGCAAGGCGGAGGAUGGAGCAGAUGGCGAGAAAAGACUAGAGGUAGUAGAGGCGGAGGAUGGAGCAGAUGGCGGGAAAAGACUGAAGGUAGAAGCGGCGGAAGAUGGAGCAGACGUAGAGAAAAGACUGGAGGUAGAAAAGGCUGAGGAUGCGGCCGAUGAGGAGCCAAAGGUUGAGAGGCCGAAGAGAGAUGGGGAGGAACCGGCGGAGGAAGAAGCGCCUAGGGAGAAACCAGUGGCGGAAGAUGAGGCGGCGCCAGCGGCGGUGGGAGCGAAGGAGAAGGGGGAGGCGGAGGAGAGGGAGAAAGAGGAGGAAGCGGAAGAGACUGAGGGUGCGUCCAAGCAUAGAUCCGAGGCGGAGGUGAAGAGCGAGCAAGCGAUCGAGGUUAUCAGAGGAGCAGCGGAGGUGAUCGUGUGCGAGCAAAGGGAGAACAUCCGUAGGUUGGGAUUUGGCUCGUGA